CAUUCAUGAGAUCCACCGAAUCUAACGCCUUCGUGUUGCACCCGAUUUCUGCCACUUUGGGCUCCUCUCCGGAGAAAUUCGUCGGUGAGAGCACGGGCACGUUUUUGGCGAAUAGGGUGCGAAACCGAUCGGAUCAAGACGAGAGGCAGAAGGGUUUGAAUCUUCCCGGCAAUGAGUGCGGGGCGAAGAAGAGGUUUGUUCUGACCAGGUUUUAAGGGCUUAUAGGGAAGAGAAGAACCAUGAAUGCGGAGAGAUCGUCGUUGUGCAACUUCGUGGUUAACUUCCUCCUGGAGGAGAACUACCUCUUGACGGCGUUCGAGCUUCUCCACGAGCUCCUCGACGAUGGCCGCGACGCUCAGGCCAUUCGCCUUAAAGAUUUCUUCUCCGAUCCCUCUCGCUUUCCUCCCGAUCAGAUAUCUCGGUACAAUUCACUCCGAGUUGCAGACCCACAAAGUUUGUUGGAGGAGAAAGAAAAGCUGGCGGAGAAGCUAGCUAUCAGUGAAUAUGAACUUCGUUUAGCUCAGGAGGACAUUACAAAAUUAAAGACUGAAGUGCAGAAGAAAUCUGAUCCUCCGAUUGACAGAUUAGAAGAGUUGAACUCUGACGAAUGUGGAGACAGCAGGCCAGAAAUUCAACGGAAAAAGAAAGAUAAAUCAUUCACUGAUCUAGGGCCUCUGAAGAAUAAAGAACGUAGAGAUCUAAACUGUGCUGUGAAAGAGUAUCUUCUUCUAGCAGGAUACCGGCUUACAGCGAUGACAUUUUAUGAGGAGGUGACAGACCAGAACUUAGACGUUUGGCAGGACACUCCUGCAUGUGUGUCUGAUGCUUUGCGUCAUUAUUACUAUCAGUACCUUUCAUCAACUUCAGAGGCAGCUGAGGAGAAGAUAACCAUGCUUCGGACGAAUGAGUUAUUGAAAAAGGAAAACGAGAGGCUAAACAAAGAGAAGGAUGAAUUUCUUAAGAUCAAAGAUGUUUCUGAAGGGCAAAUCAGUUCGUUAACCAAAUCUAUAGAAUCACUUCAGAAAGACCUUAGGGACAAAGAAAAGCAGGUGCAAAGUUUGAAACAAUUAUUAGAGAAUCAGAGGAGGAACCUCAAUGAUACUCGGGCUGAGAUCACUGCCCUUAAAAUGCAUAUUGAAGGUUCCCGUUCUGAUCAGUACCUGGCAGCUAAUGAAGUAGAUCCUGUGCAAUCUCAAUGCGUGGACAAGGGCGCAGAAGAAGCUGACUCUUUUCCAAAGGAAGUUGAGACACCCGCAGCAGAGAUUGUUGGUGGUCUGAUUUCUGAAGAUUCUAUAUCUGUUGCGAAAGAGCACAUGGGAACAAAAGACGAUCUGGUUGAAGAAGAGGUUAAGAAUAUGAUCCCUGAUCCAGUAGAUGUAGCACCAGAAGUAAACAAUGGAUCUGACGAAGUAUUGGAUAGAUCCCCAAAGAACCAGACGCAAGACUCAAAAGAAUUACUGACGAGUCUUUCAAAUGGUAGUAUUUCACCCAAAGACUGUGAAAGUAUCUUGAAACUGGAUUCUGGAACUGGUCGUGGCUCCGAUUUAAAAUCCGACAAUGCAAAUAGUGAAGCUUCUUCUGAGAAAAUGGGUUUAGGAACAAUUCAGAUACUUGCAGAUGCUUUGCCAAAGAUUGUUCCAUAUGUCCUGAUAAACCAUCGAGAGGAGCUCCUUCCUCUGAUGAUGUGUGCUAUUGAGCGGCAUCCAGCCAGCGGUACUAGAGACUCUUUGACUCAUACACUGUUUAACUUGAUCAAACGUCCAGAUGAACAGCAGCGGCGUGUUAUAAUGGAUGCCUGUGUUAGCCUUGCCAAGAAUGUUGGAGAAAUGAGGACAGAAACAGAAUUGCUUCCUCAGUGCUGGGAACAGAUAAAUCAUUCAUAUGAAGAGCGUAGGUUGUUAGUUGCUCAGUCGUGUGGGGAGCUUGCAGAGUAUGUUCGGCCGGAGAUACGCGACUCUCUUAUUUUAUCUAUUGUGCAACAACUGGUAGAAGAUUCUGCAACUGUUGUCCGCGAGGCUGCCGCUCGUAAUCUGGCGUUGCUGCUUCCUUUGUUUCCAAACGCUGACAAGUAUUUUAAGGUUGAGGAGAUGAUGUUUCAAUUGAUCUGCGAUCCAUCUGGCCUAGUGGUUGAAACCACACUGAAAGAACUACUCCCUGCAGUGAUAAAGUGGGGUAACAAACUUGAUCAUAUCUUGAGGAUUCUCCUAUCUCACGCUGUGAGCUCUGCUCAGCACUGUCCCCCACUUUCUGGAGUUGAAGGGUCAGUGGAAUCCCAUCUACGAGUCCUUGGUGAGCGGGAGCGGUGGAAUAUUGAUGUCCUGCUAAGAAUGCUUAUGGAGUUGCUUCCAGUUGUACAUCAGAAAGCGAUUGAAACAUGCCCUUUAACUUCUAUCAUAAAGUCUGAGGACACAGCCUUCUCUGUUUCCUUGCUUGAGAGAUAUGCUGAGGGACAUUCUGAGUGGCCUAUGUUUGAAUGGAUGCACGUAGGUUGCUUUGCUAACUUGUUACAGCUGGCAUGCAUGUUGCCCCAGAAAGAAGAUCAUUUGAGAAAUCGGAUCACAAAGUUUCUCUUGGCUGUAUCUGUACGGUUUGGAGAGUCCUAUCUGACCCACAUCGAGAUCCCAGUUUUCUUGAUGGCUGUUGGAGAAGAAGCUGAUAUUCGGUUUUUGCCUUCUGCAAUCCAUCCAAGGAUAAAAGGUUUGAGACCAAGAACUGCUGUGGCCGAUAGACUUGCCACUCUAUGUGUCCUACCACUUCUUUUAGCCGGAGUUCUUGGUGCACCUAGCAAGCGAGAAGAGUUAGCAAAUUUCUUACGAAAAAUAUUGGUUGAAGACAAAAUAAAAGAAGACCAGUCAUCAGCUCAUAGCAGUGAGAUUUUGGACGCAGUCCGCUACCUUUGUACUUUUGAAGAACAUCACAGCAUGAUAUUCAACAUUUUAUGGGAAAUUGUGGUGAGCUCUAAUGCAGAACUCAAAAUAAAUGCCGCUAAGCUGUUGAAGACCAUUGUGCCAUAUAUUGAUGAGAAAGUUGCUACUACCCAUGUUCUACCUGCCUUGGUAACUCUUGGCUCGGAUCAGAACCUAAAUGUGAAGUACGCAAGCAUCGACGCGUUUGGAGCUGUUGCUCAACACUUCAAAGUUGACAUGAUAGUUGAUAAAAUACGAGUCCAGAUGGAUGCUUUUCUUGAAGAUGGUUCCCAUGAGGCAACUAUAGCUGUGGUCCGUGCACUAUUGGUUGCCAUUCCACACACAACAGAGCAGCUUAGAGAAUAUCUGUUGUCAAAGAUUUUCCAGCUUUCAGCGAGCCCCAGCUCUACGACGGAUGUGAUGCGCCGACGAGAGAGAGCUAAUGCUUUCUGUGAGGCAAUACGUGCUCUUGACGCAACAGACAUGUCUGGGGCAAGUGUGAGAGAGUACCUGCUACCAGCAAUACAAAACCUGUUGAAGGAUCCAGAUGCGUUGGAUCCAGCGCACAAGGAAGCCAUAGAGAUAAUAAUGAAAGAGAGAUCGGGUGGGACUCUGGAGGCGAUAGGAAAAGUGAUGGUGGGAGCUCAUCUCGGGAUUGCAUCGUCCGUCACCAGUUUCUUCGGAGAAGGCAGCGGCUUGUUGGGCAAGCGAGACACCUCUGAAUCGGCGGCUGCACCAUCGGGGCAGGGGCCUGAGUCACCGAAGGCGGCACCUCAGGCUGAAGACACCAGGUUCAGGCGUAUCAUGAGGGGUAACUUCACGGAUAUGCUCCGUGGCAAAGGCCAAUAACCAACCCCUUACCAUGACUGUACUCCUCAACAUGAUACAGGUGAAUAUCAUUGCCAUCCAUUAGCCCCCACUUAUUAUAUAUUUUUCUUUUUCAUGUUCAUAUAUUUUACAAAUGUUCUGAAUUAUAUAUCUCGUUUCCUUUCUUUUUUUGUUUUUUGUUUUGGUUUGCUCGAGAGGGUAUUUCCUCAACUGGGAAGAUAAAUGAGUUAUGAGGAUUUUGUUUUA
This is a messenger RNA of Tarenaya hassleriana, 3980 nucleotides long. Its product is annotated as lisH domain and HEAT repeat-containing protein KIAA1468 homolog. Gene Ontology annotation, cellular component: trans-Golgi network; recycling endosome. Gene Ontology annotation, molecular function: protein binding. The record is from RefSeq and is a predicted model, not a curated record. The transcript is spliced from 20 exons. NCBI's taxonomy places the organism in Eukaryota, Viridiplantae, Streptophyta, Magnoliopsida, Brassicales, Cleomaceae. The coding region runs from base 240 to 3755 and encodes 1171 amino acids. Gene Ontology annotation, biological process: intracellular cholesterol transport.